GAUUUUAGAUCAUUACUCAGUCCUCCAAGAUCACGACAAUGAGCAGAGUCCACCAACAAGUUCUUGCAUUCCCAGCAGUCAAGACUUCUCCGGCAGGUUACUUGCCUGAUCCAGCUUCCAUCAACAAGUUCCAAAUCCCAUCUCCAUCCAAGAAACCUGAACAAAGUAAGGGAAAAUCGUUUCUGCGAACUAAUAGCUUUACUAACGGAGCUAGCGAGCAGAGCAAGUUAGCACCAAAGCUGACCGAAACAGUCAAGAGAAAGCUAUCUCUAGGAGCUAAGAUAAUUCAAAUGGGAGGCUUAGAGAAGAUUUACAAGAGGCUCUUUAGAGUCUACGAUGAAGAGAAACUCUUCAAAGCCUACCAAUGUUACCUAUCAACAACCGCAGGUCCCAUUGCAGGCUUACUUUUCAUCUCAUCAAAGAAGAUUUCUUUCUGCAGUGAGAGAUCUAUCAAAGUGGCUUCACCUCAGGGAGAUAACAUGAGGGUUCACUACAAAGUGUCAAUCCCUCUGUGCAAGAUCAAAGGAGUGAACCAGAGUAUGAACAUAAAGAAGCCAUCUCAGAAGUACAUUGAAGUAGUCACGGUCGAUAACUUUGACUUCUGGUUCAUGGGCUUCAUAAGCUACCAGAAAGCGUUCAACUGUCUCGAGCAAGCACUUUCUCUCGAGCAAUAACAAGCCGAAGGUUGAAGAGUAAAUAUUUCAUUUCUAAUUUAACCUAUUUUUCAUUCCAAGAAUGUUAAUUAGGAUAGAUCCUAGAAAAUUCAGACAAUAUUGUACAAACUCUUUUAUAACUCUUUAAUCCUUUUGUUAUUUAUAUCCUCCAUUGUUGACAAGAACAAGAGAUUGAAUA
This is a messenger RNA of Brassica oleracea var. oleracea, 852 nucleotides long. Its product is annotated as putative GEM-like protein 8. Lineage: Eukaryota; Viridiplantae; Streptophyta; Magnoliopsida; Brassicales; Brassicaceae. The coding region runs from base 39 to 674 and encodes 211 amino acids. The transcript has a single exon. The record is from RefSeq and is a predicted model, not a curated record.